Oryza brachyantha (malo sina) is the source of this 1682-nucleotide messenger RNA. Its product is annotated as pheophytinase, chloroplastic. The transcript is spliced from 9 exons. The record is from RefSeq and is a predicted model, not a curated record. NCBI's taxonomy places the organism in Eukaryota, Viridiplantae, Streptophyta, Magnoliopsida, Poales, Poaceae. Bases 73 to 1197 code for a protein of 374 amino acids.
GCCGUCUCGUGACUCCACUCUCCACCACACUCCACGGCCGUCGCUCGCUCGCUCGCGUACUUGCAGUUGCGGAUGGCGACGAGCGGCGCCGCGGCAGCGGCACCUCCUCCCGUGUCCACCUCCCUCUCCGCGCGCCGCCGCGGCACGGCUCGGGCUCCCGCCGCCUCCUCCUCCUCCUCCGGCGCCGCUUCGUCCGCGCGGCCCUGGAGGCGGCCCGGGGCGCGGGCGCGAGCGAGGCUUCUGCGCGUGGAGGCCUCCUCCAUGGCCGACCCGGUGGAGGAGAGGCAACCCGCGGCGCCGGCCCCGGACGCUCCGUUGGAGCCUCAGCCCCAGGUACGCACCAGCAUGUGGAAUUGGAAGGGUUACAACAUUCGUUAUCAAUACGCCGGAACUUCUGGCCCUGCAUUGGUUCUAAUUCAUGGCUUCGGAGCAAACAGUGACCAUUGGCGGAAAAACAUUGCUGCUCUUGCCAUGACAUUCCGAGUGUAUGCGAUUGAUCUAAUUGGUUAUGGAUAUUCUGAUAAGCCUAAUCCACGUGAGCUUGGUGAAAGCUUUUAUACUUUUGAGACAUGGGGAGAACAGCUGAAUACGUUUUGUGCUGAAGUUGUUAAGAGUGAAGCUUUCUUCAUAUGCAAUUCAAUUGGAGGGCUUGUUGGUCUUCAGGCAGCUGUCAUGGAACCUCAGAAGUGCAAGGGCAUCUUUUUAUUGAAUAUUUCACUGAGGAUGCUUCAUAUCAGCAAGCAGCCAUGGUUUGGAAAGCCUUUCAUCAAAUCCUUCCAAAGUCUGCUACGGAAUACUGUCAUCGGGAAACUGUUCUUCAAUGCUGUUGCUACACCAGAAUCUGUGAAAAACAUUCUCUGUCAGUGCUACCAUGACACAUCUGCAGUGACGGACGAACUAGUUCAGUUUAUUCUGCAGCCAGGGCUUGACCCUGGUGCUGUGGAUGUAUUCCUUGAGUUCAUCUGCUACUCAGGAGGUCCUCUACCUGAAGAAUUACUUCCCAGAGUGAAGUGUCCAGUUUUGGUAGCUUGGGGCGAGAAGGACCCAUGGGAGCCUGUGGAGCUUGGAAGAGCUUAUGCAUCGUAUGAAACUGUUGAAGAGUUUGUUGUCUUGCCAAAUGUUGGACACUGCCCACAGGAUGAGGCACCUGACCUUGUAAAUCCACUUGUUGAAUCAUUUGUUAUGCGCCAUAGUUAGCAUAUGGCUGGGGCUAUCUCUUUUUAUUAAAGCUCUUGACCGACUAAAAUCUUUGGUUUGCUGGAAUAUGGGAAUAGUUAUUUUAUCUCAGGAUAUCACAUGGUCCAUUCUUUGUAGGCCAUGCACUUGCAUGUGAAUAUUGGUUGUAAACGCACUCGAUUGAUUGCGUUUCAAGACAUGAUGAAGAACUCUUAUUGGAGUGAACAGGGCAUCUGUCUUCUCAACGCAGAGGGGUUAGUACUCAGUACCAGCAGCAUGGAUGUUUUAUUCUGUUAAGCUAUAAUGAAAGUAAAGGAAAAUUCAAAAAUGUGAAAUUUCCACUAUUUCCUCUCUCUGAUCAUUCUUGUAAUCUGUACGAUAUGUAUGUAUAUGCCACUAGUGUUAACAUUUUCCUCGGUAAAUUAAUUUGCUUUUGGCCACACUAAAAUCUUCGGUCCGUUUCCGUUCACGGAAACUUUGAGUCCAAAUCCUCUACAGCACUGCUC